AUGGAACAUCAACAUUAUCAAACUAAUAAUGAUGAGAACGAUAUUGAUGAUGAAAAAUUUGCAACUAAUAAUGUAAAUGAACUUGAAAACUCAACUGAUAAUGAUACUGAAGAAGAUAAUCAUGAGUUAUCUAUAACACCAAUUCCAGAAAUAAUUAAUGAUGAAGAUGAUGAAAAUAUUAAUACCAUAAAAUCUUCAAAAUCACAAGUUGAUGAAAAUGCUCCACAACAACAAUCAUCACCAUCAUCAUCUGUAAUCGUUGCAACUCCAGACGAUAAUGGAUCGUUAUCGGCGACAACAACAGCAAUAACAACAAUGGAAACAACGAAAACGGACGAUAGAACAUCUCCUUUAAAUCAUCAUACUCUCCGUGAAAAUCAACAAAUAUCAGAUCGUACAUCUCCUGUCAAUGGUCCCGGUUUAGCUAAACCUAUAUCAAUGACAUCAUCUUUAAAAGAACAUCGUUCAUCACCAUCAUCUACAACUACUACUGCAGGAAAAAAACGUAUUGAUGCUGCAUUAGAAAAAAAUAUUGAAACCAUUGUUACACAAGUCCGUCGUACUACAACAAAACCAUCACAAUUAACACAAAAUGAUUUACAAUUGUUUGAUAGUACAUCAUCAACAGAUAGUAUUAAAAAUGGUCAUCAUUCACGUGAAACAACACCAAUUACAUCAAAUACAAAUCAUAAACAUGUAUCAUCUUCAUCAUCACGUGAAAUGACACCAGAUUCAAUUAAUGCUGAUUCAGCUAACGAAGAUCAACAACAAACAAUACGAAAUGGACAUCAUUAUCAUCGUUCCGUACAUCAUCCACAAUCAGCAACUGUUGAUUUAACUCCGCCAUCUAUACCAUCCUAUGGACAACAAGCAUGGCCUCCUGCUGUUUAUCCAUUUACUCAUCAACAUCCUGGACUUUAUUUACCUUAUCCACCACCACCAUCAGCUACAACAUCAACACCAACCAAUGGUAUACCAACAUUUUAUCCAACAUAUGAUCCAUUAUUAAUUGAACAACAUUAUGGUCCACAAGGAUUAUCUGCUUAUUAUAAUCAACAACAACAACAAGCUCGUCUUUUACAAGAACAUUCAAUAAUGUCAGGUACGCCAAACAGUACAUCUUUAUUUAGAGAAUCACAAUCAUUAACAGAUAUAUUUAAUAAUUCAAUAAAUAAUACGAAAAUUCCAAAUCGUAUAAAUCCACGUCUAACAAAUUUGAAUGAACAACAGCAGCAACAAAUCAUGCUUUCACAUCUUUAUCUUAAUCAAAUUAGUUCACUUCCAUAUGUAACAUUAUAUGAAAAUUCUACGCCAUCACAUCAAUUUAGAUUUAAUGGAGAUAUUGAUAAUCUAUCAUCAUCAAUAACAACACCAACAAGAGAUCAAGGUGAAAAUUCUCCUGUUGGUAGUGGUGAAUCAGUAAAAUCAUCGGAUUCAAUAUCAACGGGACAUAGAAAAAAGAAAUCAACAUCACAAUCAUCUCAACAACAACAAAUAACUAAUGGUAGUUUAGCGAAAUUAUCACCAGAUUUAUCAUCAGAUGGUGCUGGUACAAAUGAUGCUGAUAGUAUUAUUUCAGUAGAAAGUCAAAAAUCAAAUACAAAUGCAAGUAUGCCAGUACUUGAAGAUGGUUUAUCUGAUUCAGAGAAUUUAAGCGGUGAAGAACAAUCAUCUCCAAUAAAAUCAAAAAUAAAUGGUCGUCAUCAAUCGACUCAAAGUGAUUUUUUAUUUGAUUCAAAUCAUUCAUCAUUAGUAACUUCGUCACAUAAACGACAAUUUGCUAAAUCAACAACAAAUGGUGUUGAAUCUCAAUCAAAUUCAUUUUAUAUACGUCCACCUCCACCAUCAUCAUUUGUUCGACCUGUAACAAAAACAGCACGUUCAACACCACCUAUUUCUACAAAUGAACCAAAUUUAAAUCAACCAAAACCAUCAUCUGAAGAAACAUCAACUAUUCCGGCUGAUUAUGAUACUGAUGAAGAAACAGACAAAUUGCUUGGUGUUGAACAUCGUAUUAAUGCAAAAAAUCAAGCUAUUCGUGAUGCUGCCGUUUCAAAACCAUCAAAUAAACUUCCUAAAACACAAGAAGUUCUUAUUCAAAAAUUUGCUAAUCCAGAAAACUCAUCAGUACUUAUUGAAGGCGUUUUAUUUCGUUGCCGUUAUCUUGGUUCAACACAAUUACUUGUCGAAGGAAAUCCAACGAAAGCAUCACGUAUGAUGCAAGCACAAGAAGCUGUUGGACGUAUUAAAGCUCCACAAGGUGAAAGUCAACCAUCAGUUGAAGUCGAUUUAUUUAUAUCAACUGAAAAAAUUAUGGUUUUAAAUACUGAUUUACAAGAUAUUUUAAUGGAUCAUUCUUUAAGAUCAAUAUCUUAUAUUGCUGAUAUUGGUGACCUUGUUGUACUAAUGGCUAAACGACGUUAUUUACAACAUACAGAUGAUAAUACUAAUGGUACUGAUGAGUCUAAUGAAACAACGACUCGUCGUGUUGUAUCAAUUAAUCAAAAAAUGAUUUGUCAUGUUUUUGAGUCAGAUGAAGCUCAAUCAAUCGCUCAUUCGAUUGGACAAGCAUUUCAAGUAGCAUAUGUUGAAUUUUUAAAAGCAAAUGGUAUUGAUGAUCCAAGUUUUACACGUGAUAUUGAUUACCAAGAAGUAUUAAAUCAACAAGAAAUUGGUAGUGAAGAACUAGAUCGAUUUUCUAAAAAAGAAUGUCAAAAAGAAGUUAUCGUUCCAAAAGGAAAAAAUGAACCACUUGGUAUUGUUAUUGUUGAAAGUGGUUGGGGAUCAAUGUUACCUACAGUUGUUAUUGCAAAUAUGAUGCCGAGUGGACCAGCAGCAAGAUGUGGACAUUUAAAUAUUGGUGAUCAGAUUAUAUCAGUUAAUGGAAUUAGUUUAGUUGGAUUACCAUUAUCUUCUUGUCAAACACAAAUAAAAAGUGUUAAACAUCUUACAACUGUACGGUUAGUCGUUGUUCCUUGUCCGCCAGUUGUUGAAGUACUUAUCCGACGACCGGAUACUAAAUAUCAACUUGGUUUUAGUGUACAAAAUGGCAUUAUAUGUAGUCUACUUCGUGGUGGUAUUGCUGAACGUGGUGGUGUACGUGUUGGUCAUCGAAUCAUUGAAAUAAAUGGACAGAGUGUUGUUGCUACUCAGCAUGAAAGAAUAGUUAGUAUGUUAUCAAAUUCAAUCGGUGAACUUCGAAUGAAAACAAUGCCAACACAGAUGUAUCGUCUAUUAACUGGACAAGAAAAUCCAAUAUAUAUAUGA
Molecule: messenger RNA, 3267 nt
Organism: Adineta steineri
Lineage: Eukaryota; Metazoa; Rotifera; Eurotatoria; Adinetida; Adinetidae
Source: the annotation of a GenBank genome assembly